Molecule: messenger RNA, 981 nt
Organism: Chaetomium strumarium
Lineage: Eukaryota; Fungi; Ascomycota; Sordariomycetes; Sordariales; Chaetomiaceae
Exons: 1
Coding region: 106-846 (246 amino acids)
Source: RefSeq, a predicted model, not a curated record
CCUGCAACUAUGUACAUACAUCACAAGGAACCGUGGACGUCGUAAUAGACCAUCACAGACAGUGCACUAUACCUUACACCGUGACCUACAGGCUCGACAAGUAGAAUGCUCUCCUCCACAUCACCAUCAUCAUCACCGCCAAGAGAAAAGCGCCGAUACGCGCCGUUGAAACCUUCUCCCCUCAACCCCAACACCUACUACUUCGACAGCGCUCGCCACGGGGGAUCCGCGGGACGGACAAAACCCACCAGAAGAAGCAAACUACACCAGCCCCACCCGGCAAGAUUCCCGCAACGAUAUGCCGUACUCCUCUCCGAAAGCCCAACGCAGCGUCUCCUGCGGCAGAAAGCCCUGGCGGCCUGGCGACAUCAUCAUGUCUCGUCGAUGCCCGCCUCUGCGGCGUCCGUGGGUCGAAGCCAGCGUGGAGCGCACUCUUCUGUUCCUCCGGCAGGUACUUAUAAGAGCAGCAACGGCCCUGCACAGGAGAGGCCGCCGCAUGGUGGAGCCAGAGCGGCCGAGAUUUGUCCUGACGAGCGGAAAGAUGAUGAUGAUGGUGGGGAGGGUGGAGUCGGCUUGCUAACGGUCAAUGCCGCCGGUCAGCGGGAGGGCAUACUUUGCAUCUCCUGUCCUGACCUGGAACGGGAGGGAGGAGAAGGAGAGCGUGUGACCGGAGCUAUUCGGAAAAGGGGCCGGUAUCCCGGACGAGCUGUGGAUGCAAGUGGCAUUGCUGUGCGCCGCGUCUUCGCUGUCGUCGCGGUGUUCAUCGGCUUGGGGCUGGUCCACGGGCUCGUGACGGCCUUUGGUGGCGCAGCGGUAGGGGGGAGGCCUCCGGCUGCUGGCGAUUGAUGGUAUCAUGCCAUGCCUAGGUGGACAAUCUUCGAUCCCCCGGAAGUAGGUAUGGUCGGUGUUGGGUUACAGCGCGGCUGAGGGAGCGGAGCGUUGUUGUAGCAUAGGGAUUUUGUCUCCGGGUUAUGUGAGUCG